GCAAUAUCCUGAUGUGCACACACACACACCGCACACAUGAAGAGAAAAAGGCUCGGGCGUGCGCGCGCGCACGCGCAGACACGCGCAUAUGCAAACGCCGCGGUCGGGCGUCACAGGAUAGACGGAGACCGGGAGUAGUAGCGUUGCUCAGUAACCGGAUCGUUGAGCGGCAGACGAGACGACGCCUUCAAAUUUUUUUGCACGCCGUUAUUUUUUUUAAUACAUUUUUUGUUUCCAUCUCACGAUGACAUAAUCCAAAACCUCUGGGUGUAUAGAGCCACGUGUAGUCGUCGACCGCGAAAACCGCAAAAAGAAAGGAUAAUAAUCAAGCGAGAAAAAUGGGCGUGAAGCGGAAGGAAGACGGAUCGGAAGUGGAGCCGGACGUGGCCCCAGCCGAAGACGACGGCAUUGAACUGAAACCCAAAAUGAGCCUUUUGAACGGCGUCACCGUCAUCGUGGGCAGCAUCAUCGGGUCCGGCAUAUUCAUAUCGCCGACGGGCGUGUUGGAAAACACUGGAUCGGUGAAUGCUUCGCUGAUCGUCUGGGUCUUGUCGGGCGUGUUUUCUAUGGUCGGCGCCUACUGUUACGCUGAACUGGGAUGCAUGAUAUCCAAGUCCGGGGCCGACUAUGCGUACAUCAUGGAGACGUUUGGCCCGUUUAUAGCUUUUAUGCGGCUGUGGGUGGAGUGCAUGAUCGUCCGACCUUGUUCGCAAGCCAUCGUCGCCCUCACGUUUAGCCUGUACGUGCUGAAACCCAUGUACACCGACUGCGAUCCUCCCGAAGAGUCGACACGACUGCUGGCCGCUUGUUGCAUAGUGUUAUUGACGUUUAUCAACUGCUGGGACGUUAAGUGGGCAACACGCGUGCAAGACAUUUUCACGUACGCCAAGUUGUUAGCUCUCAUGGUCAUUAUUACCACGGGAGUUUACCAGUUGUACGCAGGGCAUACCGAACAUUUUACGUUUGUAAAUACAAAAACCGAAGUUACCUCGAUCGCUCUCUCGUUUUAUUCUGGCCUUUUUGCGUAUAACGGAUGGAAUUAUUUAAACUUUGUGAUUGAAGAAUUAAAAGAUCCUAUACGAAACCUGCCAAGAGCAAUUGCAAUAUCAUGCAUACUCGUCACUGUCGUGUAUGUCUUCACUAAUAUAGCUUUUUAUACAACUUUGUCACCACAAGAAGUCCUGACUUCAGAAGCUGUAGCUGUUACGUUCGCGGAGAGACUGUACGGUCCAAUGGCAUGGACGAUUCCCGUGUUUGUUGCUUUAUCUACAUUUGGCGCGGUCAACGGUAUUCUGUUGACAAGUUCAAGAUUGUUCUACGCCGGAGCUUGCGAGGGACAAAUGCCACAGAUCCUGACAAUGAUCCAAAUCAACCGAUUGACACCCACACCGGCAGUCAUAUGCAUAUGCUUGCUGUCUCUGAUAUACUUGCAAAUAUCUAACAUUUACGCUCUUAUUAAUUACGUGGGAUUCGCGACAUGGUUGAGUAUCGGUGUGUCGGUCUUGUGUAUACCCGUGCUGCGUUUCACUCAACCCGAUUUGAAGAGGCCGAUCAAAGUCAAUAUGUUCUUCCCGGUCUUCUACAUCGCCGCUACGCUUUUCGUGACCAUAAUACCGAUAAUCGCUAGUCCGGUUGAAACAGGGUACGGAUGUUUAAUGAUAUUGACCAGUAUACCGGUGUACGGUGUGUUCAUUUUUUGGAAAGACAAACCCAUGAUAUUUCAUAAAAUUGUCGGGUGUUUAACACGUUACCUCCAAAUACUUCUUAUGGUGACCACAUCAAAAACGCCGGCCAAAGUUUAAAACUUAAACACUUAUCACAAUCAUCACAACUAUGCAACAGUAAACGAACAAUAAUAUUAAUAUAUCAAUAAUACCCAAUAAUUCCAAUAAUCAUAAUAAUAAUAUAAUAUGUUAUGUGUGGUAUACCUAAUAUGUAUUUUAAAAGUACCUUUACCUAAAACUAAACAGCAAUAUAAAAGACAAUGAGUUUUAUGUUACCCUCGCAUUCACAUAACAUAAUAUUAUAUUAAGUGCUAUCUAAACGAAUGUUUAUGUUUUACGUAUUAAGUUUUUACAUUGAUGUAAUGUUACCUAAAAUAUUUAUAAAAAUGUUAAUAAUAUUUAUGAAGGUGUUGCACGAUACUAUAUACUCACCUACAGGCUAAAGUGAUUAUAAUACAAUUGUUUUUAAAUUCAAUUGAUAUGUACUAUAAAAAUAUUAAUAACAUUUUGUUUUUAAUUUUUAUACCAAACACCAAAUCAGUAUUCAGAAAUGACAAUAAUUAACGAUUUAUAAUAAUAAAAAUUUAUUAUAAAAGUAAGAACUUAAAAUGAUUAUUAUCUAUAUUUAUAUGAUUUCGUGAUAUUCUUCGUUUCAAUUUUGAAUUAAACUCAAAUGGUUGUAAUAGAUUAAUACUAUAUUUGAAUCAUAGAUAUUUUAUGCUAGACAAGAACUGUGCACAACAACAACAUUACGAGCGGCGGUAAAACAUCUCGCAGUGAUGUAGGCCAUCUUGACGAAAAAAUACAGUGAUGCAUAUAGUGGUGGCCCUGGGGGGAUGGCUAGGGGUUAUGUCAACCCCUUAUCCCCCCAAAAUGGUCCCUUAAAUCCCCUUAUUAUAUCUUAUGUUAAAGUACCACAAUUCAUUUAAAUGUGUUACUAGGGUUCUGAGUUAGGAGCUUAUAACAUUUGUAUAUUUCUUAUAAAAUCCAGUAACUUUAGUACUCAUUCAGUAAACACAAAGCGCCCUCUGUGUUUUGCCGCUUUCCAUAUACUCAUUGCUUGUCUAGUAGUAUAAGAUAUGUGAAUUAAAUAAUGCUUAGCAAUGUAGGCACACAUGUAUAAGUACUUUUCAGUUGUUAAAUAUUUUACUAAAAAUAUCUACAAUAUAUAUAUAUUUUUUUUAAAAGCUUUUAUUCUUAUGUGUUAUUGAAAUAUUCAUUUAGCAUGACUAAUUACAAUGUAUUGAAAUUAUUUCUUAUGGAUAUUGACAGUUCUUUUAUAAUUAACCCCUAAGAAACUAUGAAAAACUAACGAUUUUACUUUUUAUAUUGUGGAAAAGUAGAACUUUGUUAACCAAAUAGAAAUUACUCUAGUUCUGAUUAUACCAACUUAAAUCUUAAUCAAAGAAAUAAUUAAUAAUCCUAUUUAAUAAUUUAUAUACUAUACAUUGCAUUUUUACUUCUUUAACUACCCAAUAAUUAUAAUCAUAACAAUUUUAUAUACUUGUAAGUAAAAACCUUAAUAAUAAUAAUAAUAAAAAAAAUAAUUAUAAUAUUAUGACUACCAAUAUUUACAACUCCAAACUUCUAAAUAUUAGAAUAUAUUAUACUUAGGUACUAAGUAGUCUCAUUAAAAUUGUUAGGUGAACCUAUUAUAAACUUUAAAAGUGCCUAUUUGUUCUAUAAUUUAUAAUGAUUUAUAGGUAUAAAUAUUAUUUUUUAGAUUGUUGGUUUAUUUAUAAUUGUUAAUUUUAACCAUUUAAAGUAUUUGUUAUGUUUGGUGUCUGUUAGCAAUAAUUUAGGUCUAUAUAUUUUUUUUAAAUUUAAAUCAUGUUUCAUUGCCUAAAAAUUGGUGCAUUGAUAUUUUCAAUAAUUAACACUGAAUUAUAUGAAAACUGUUGAACUUCCAGCCUUUGAUUAUAAGCAUUAAUAAGUAACAUUUUUAAAACAAAUAUUUAUUUUUAUAAAA
Messenger RNA from Myzus persicae (green peach aphid), 3693 nucleotides. RefSeq names its product Y+L amino acid transporter 2. Bases 339 to 1802 code for a protein of 487 amino acids. Gene Ontology annotation, molecular function: L-amino acid transmembrane transporter activity. The record is from RefSeq and is a predicted model, not a curated record. The transcript is spliced from 13 exons. Gene Ontology annotation, biological process: amino acid transmembrane transport. Gene Ontology annotation, cellular component: membrane. NCBI's taxonomy places the organism in Eukaryota, Metazoa, Arthropoda, Insecta, Hemiptera, Aphididae.